AUGGGAACCCUUAGUGCACAGAUAGCGCAUAUAAUCCUUGCUGGCGAACAGUCGAUUACCGAGACAGCCGCAUCAUGGACUCCAAAGUAUCUGACAGAGACGCUUAUCCCCUGGUCGCAACACGUCGAUCUCCUGUGGCCGACAAUAGAUGAACCCCAUGUGCGCAGCAAGGUUCUGAAUCAGGUCGUGUAUCUGGUGCGCUCACACAGCCCAGAAGUGUCAAAAGAGUACCUGUUGCAAACAUACCUGAACCCCAGCCUCGACACGCCCUGCGAGAAGGAGAUACUGUCCAGAAUAAUUGCCAACCAGUUCACCCCACAUAGCGUUCGAAUCGCAGCAUUGCAGCAUUACCCUGGCGCCAUCGGAUCCGACAGCGGCAAUAACAAAACCGUAGCGUCUUUAGCUAGGGACAUCUCAAGGCAAUUAGAAUCAGCCAGGGAGCAGAGCGCCCUGUCAAUGCUAAGCGCGACGAUUGCGUCCGGGCUACUCGAGCAGCAGAGCACAUCAGCCAGCAAGGGCGACAUGGUUUCGGCUGAGCGACUCAAAAUAGAGGUCAAUUAUCUGACAGGAUCUGGCGAGCAAAAGGCACUGGCACUUGGUGAGGCGCUGUGCAGCCAGGUUUCGCAUAUGGAUGACGGGAGUCGCGGUGUGUUGAUCGGCCAACUCCUCCAAAAGACAGACCCGGACUCGUGUCUUGGUCAGUCAGUCAACAUGGUUCUGGCGGCAGCAUUAUCCAAUACAUCCAACGCCGAUCUGACAGAUGCGGUUGUAGCCGAGUUUACCAAGCACGUUCUGCUCCUACGAAACAUCGAUACCAAGCUAUCGAAGCUGGUGCCCGCACACGCACACGCACUAGCCGCUCUUGCAGACACGCACAGCAAGUUCCGCUCAACAUAUAUCAUGCAGCUAGCCCAGCUGAACAAGCGGUGCCAGAUCGCCAUGCUACGCGACUAUAUCCGGAUCCGCAGACCAUAG
Molecule: messenger RNA, 975 nt
Organism: Linderina pennispora
Lineage: Eukaryota; Fungi; Kickxellomycota; Kickxellomycetes; Kickxellales; Kickxellaceae
Exons: 2
Coding region: 1-975 (324 amino acids)
Source: RefSeq, a predicted model, not a curated record